AUGGGUCUUCCGUGGCUGCAUUGCCGAUUUGUAGCACUUAUUAGAUUUGAAGCACACGUCUUGAUGCUAUCCGUUGACUUUCUUAUCAACGUAAGCAUGAAGGAUGCCUUGGUGUUGGCAUCGGAGAUGAUCAAGGCGUGCAGCCGCGGAAAGAAUCCAGACAAGAGUGUCAGGGACUAUGAAGAACACAUGUUUUCACGAUCCAUGGAGGCGGUGAUCAAGACGACCAAGAAUAGGGAAGAGCAUUUCAGUGGACCCGGGGCAAAAGAGUGUAUAAAUGGGUUGAAAGCACACUGUUCUGAUCAGGGGUAUAAAGUAGGCACGGCCUGA
Molecule: messenger RNA, 330 nt
Organism: Bipolaris maydis ATCC 48331
Lineage: Eukaryota; Fungi; Ascomycota; Dothideomycetes; Pleosporales; Pleosporaceae
Source: RefSeq, a predicted model, not a curated record